Molecule: messenger RNA, 369 nt
Organism: Acaulospora colombiana
Lineage: Eukaryota; Fungi; Glomeromycota; Glomeromycetes; Diversisporales; Acaulosporaceae
Source: the annotation of a GenBank genome assembly
GAAGAAGAAACUCCAACAAGCUUACACAAAGAUGGAGACACUCUGUGGGAAGAGCGCAACAAAGCAUUGAAGAGCGAAGAAAGAUGGGAACACGUCGAUAAUGAGGAAUGGGAGGAUGUUGAAGAUGAUGUAUACAGUAGUGUGAGCAAAAGUGAACACCUCUUGAGUGGUUUAAUAUACGAAGAUGAUACGGAACUAGUGUUACCCUCUGGACAUCGUUCGCUAUGGAAUAUUACAAGCAAUGCCUGCGGCCUGAAGAGGAACGCGAUUCUGGCAUCAUUAACCGUCUCAUCACUCAAUAUGGGGAAGUUUUGGUUACACUCGAAAUUCUGGAGGUUCCUUGCCAUAAAAGGCAGUCAAGUCAAGUGA